Ostrea edulis (European flat oyster) is the source of this 2771-nucleotide messenger RNA. RefSeq names its product leucine-rich repeat and death domain-containing protein 1-like. Gene Ontology annotation, molecular function: protein binding. The transcript is spliced from 3 exons. NCBI's taxonomy places the organism in Eukaryota, Metazoa, Mollusca, Bivalvia, Ostreida, Ostreidae. The record is from RefSeq and is a predicted model, not a curated record. Bases 133 to 2469 code for a protein of 778 amino acids. Gene Ontology annotation, biological process: signal transduction.
UCGUUAUAUCACGGCGAAGUAACGAGUUUCUCGAUACGAGUACCUGGCAACACAGAGCGUCCUCAGUGACUGUCAAUAAUUUGUGUGUGAAAGUGUCAAUAAAGUCAUGGAUCAUCAAUGUAAUCCUGGUCAAUGACAAACGUCGAAAAUAUGGAGGCGACAGAGGACCUCGCCGAAAAUGUCACACUCUCACUGUCCGAGGAAACUCCAGAGGAAAAUGAAACUAAUGGCUAUUCAAAUACUGGGGACGUCACUGCACCGGAGAAGGAGGACGAUGUGGAGAAAGAAAUUGACUGGGAAGUUGUUAGACAUAUCGUAGGGAAAAGAGUUACAGUUGAUCUAAGUGAACAUUUACUGAAGGAAUUUCCUAAGACCAUUCUAAGUAUGGAAAACAUUACAACCCUUUGCCUUGCUAACAAUAGAAUAACAGAGAUUCCUAAAGACAUAGCAAACCUUUCUAACUUACAAGAAUUGGUUCUGUCUCAUAACAAACUAUCAGCACUUAGCCGAGGCAUCUAUCUUUUGCAUGGACUGAGAUUUCUAGACGUUUCCAACAAUGAAAUAUCCGAGAUUUUAUCCGAGAUUUCUGGUCUUGAGCAACUGCGAGAGUUUGUGGCAAGCGACAAUAGGCUCAGUACAAUACCUCCCCAAAUCAGGGACCUCCCAGAACUCACACAUCUUAUUCUGAACGACAAUCAAAUCACCAGUCUCCCGGACGCCAUUGGAACACUUACUACUUUGCAGGUGCUCGGUUUGGAGAGAAACGCACUGGAAUACUUGAAUCCGGAAAUUUGCAAAAUAGAAAACCUCAAACGGUUAGGUCUGGCUGGAAACUGCAUGAGGAACUUGCCGCGAGAAAUUGAAAAUUUCUCUUGCAUAGAAGAGUUGUUGCUGGAUGACAACGAAUUUGAGUUUAUACCUGUUCAGGUGUUUUGGAUGGAAACACUUCAGAUGUUAACCAUGUCGGGCAAUCAUCUUACGUCAAUUCAGCCUGAUGUUGGAAGAUUGAGUCAACUAAGUGUCAUAGGCCUAAACAAUAAUUUAAUCGAGGAAAUUCCCGAUGAAUUAUUUCAAUUAGAGGUACUGGAAGUCGUUGGUUUGGAAAAUAACAAAAUCAAAGUGAUCCCAGACAAUAUAGCCAAUCUGUACGGACUCCGAGAACUCUAUCUUGGGCGAAAUCUAAUUGAACAUGUUCCAGAAAACCUUUGUUGGUGUUCAAAUUUAGAAGUGCUCAGUCUGUUAAACAAUAACAUUUCAGAGCUUCCAGUCGAGAUUGAAAAUCUCCGGCGUGUUCACACUCUUGUUCUCUCAAAUAACCAAUUUGAGAGUCUUCCGGAGGCCAUCGGCUCCAUCCGUGAUCUGGAGAUAUGUUCCGUCGAUGGAAACAAAUUAUCAGCAGUUCCAGUUGACUUCGGAGAUCUUAAAAGACUCCGACAGGUCAACUUGAGUAGGAAUAAAUUUGCAACUUUCCCACUACCAAUUUGCAAUUUGAAAACUCUAGAAAGUUUGAAUUUGAGCCACAAUGAAAUAGAAUCAGUCCCUUCUGAAAUCGCUUGUCUAGACAGGCUUACAACCUUGUACCUAAACAACAACAAAAUCAACGUUUUUUCACCCGAACUUUGCAGUCUCGUUCAGUUACACGUUUUAGAUUUUUCAAACAAUAUAAUCGAGGACAUUCCAGAAGCUAUUUCCCAAAUGGAGAACCUGUUGGAUUUGGAUCUGUCGCAUAACCGCUUCCUGGAAUUUCCGAAGACAGUGGUGGGAAUUCCGCACUUGGAACGUCUGAAAUUUGAUCAAGCCGAAGGACACCCCGUUCCAUCACUUUCUGAUGCUAUUGAAUUUUCUAACAUUUCAUACUUAAUCGUCUCAAAUAAUACGCUUCGAACACUACCACCAACAAUGAAUCACAUGAAAAAUAUUAUCUCGGUUGUGGCUGAUCACAAUGAAAUCGGCGAGUUACCAGACUCCUUUUGUCAAGUGGUGAAAUUACAAGUUUUACAUCUCAAUGACAACAAACUCUCUUCUUUACCCAAAAAUUUCGACCACCUAAGAAAUCUGAAGGACUUGCGUCUACACAACAAUCCUCUUCGAACGCCACCAAUGGACGUUUGUGUGAGUGGAGUUGUGCAGCCCAUUGGUCGCUUCAUUCGAAGGGCGCUAGAAAGAGAAGACAUCUUGAUGACCAAUAUGUUUGAUAUCAUCAAAACUUCACUGACGAAACAGGAGCUACGAUAUCUUCUGAAAAAGUUUCGAUUUCCGGAUGAAAAAAUUGCUGAACUGGAACAAACUUAUCAUGGCAAGGACAAACUCCAAGACCGUACCUAUCACGCAAUGUUAUUUUGGCGGGAAUUUAAAGGUCCAUUGGCGACCAUUGACGAACUUCUCCGUGUUUUUCACUUAAUUGGCUACGAGCCCCUCUGUCAGAAACUAAAAGCAAUGAAAAUAUAUGCACAACGACCGCGCUUUUGACGCGAUGCUCCUUUCAGUACAAGCAAAAUCGGGUAUUACACAAAUUAGAGAUGAACGAGACGCAAAUUGUAUAUAUUUAGCACAACACUAGCCAAGUAGUAGCAAUAUGAACAAACUAGAGAUAUUCACAGGUACCUGUAUGCUUUAGUGACAUCUAGCUUUACCUAGAGAUUGUUACCUCUUUGUAAUAAUAUAUACAUAUUCAGGUUAUUAUUUUUGUUAUCAAAGAGUUAUUUUCAUUAUAUCAUGAUAUGUACCUUUUUAUAUAUUUAUAUAAUAAAUGUUAUUAUUCAUUAUUCUCA